CUUGUAGUCCCUGAAACGGGGGAUGGUUUUGGUGAGAUCUGGCAACCCCAUUGCAAGGUUUCAUCUGCAUCACAUCACGCGGGCUACUUCUGGUCAUACAUUACUCCGGCGUGUUUGUAUCUCCUGCUUGUAAUCAGGUAUUGUGACCAAUCAUGGCUGAUGAGGGAUACGUAGUACGCAUCAGGGGUCUCCCUUGGUCCUGCUCAGUGGAUGAAGUACAGAGGUUUUUCUCGGCAGAUUGCAAAAUCAUCAACAACGGCGGUGGGGGCAUCCACUUCACCUACACAAGAGAGGGGCGCCCCAGCGGAGAGGCCUUCGUCGAGUUGGAGACGGAGGAAGACCUGAAGAUUGCAGUGAAGAAGGACAGAGAAACUAUGGGUCACAGAUACGUAGAGGUUUUCAAAUCCAACAAUGUCGAGAUGGACUGGGUCAUGAAGCACACUGGUCCAAACUGUCCGGAAACAGCAGGAGACGGGCUCGUCCGGCUCCGAGGCCUUCCCUUUGGCUGCAGCAAGGAGGAGAUAGUACAGUUUUUCUCAGGGUUGGAAAUCGUGCCAAAUGGGAUAACAUUGCCGGUGGACAUCCAGGGGAGGAGUACGGGGGAGGCCUUCGUGCAGUUUGCUUCACAGGAUAUAGCUGAAAAGGCUCUAAAGAAACACAAGGAAAGAAUAGGGCACAGGUACAUUGAGAUCUUCAAGAGCAGCCGCGCUGAGGUGCGGACCCAUUACGAACCACAGCGGAAGCCCAUGGGCAUGCAGAGACCCGGCCCCUACGACCGUCCCUCCGGUGGUCGCGGAUACAACAUGAUGGGCCGAGGGGGAUCCUAUGACAGAAUGCGUCGCGGAGGCUACGGAGGAGGCGUAUCGGAUGGACGGUAUGGCGAUGGCGGCUCUUCCUUUCAGAGCACAACGGGCCACUGUGUCCACAUGAGGGGCCUGCCCUACAGAGCCACAGAGACAGACAUCUACAAUUUCUUCUCGCCAUUGAAUCCAGUACGGGUUCACAUUGAGAUCGGCCCAGACGGCAGGGUAACCGGGGAGGCAGAUGUCGAGUUUGCAACACACGAGGAUGCCGUGGCAGCCAUGUCCAAAGACAAAGCUAACAUGCAGCACCGCUACGUGGAGCUGUUCUUGAACUCAACAGCAGGUGGCAGCAACGGAGCCUACAGCAGCCAGAUGAUGGGUGGCAUGGGUGAGUUGGGGAACCAGUCGUCUUACAGCGGUGGCCAGCUGAGCUCAGGGUACUCCGGUGGAUACAGCAGCCAGGGCAACAUGGGCGGCUACAGUGACUACAGUGAGUGUCAGCUCCAUUAUAAAAGGUAACCAGGGCGGAAUGGGAAGCAGUUACUACGGCGGCGGUGGAGGAGGAGGAAGCAGAGGCUCUAUGAACGGACUGGGCGGGGGAUGGGGAAUGUAGAUUUGUUUUUUUCCCUUAAUUUGAUGUUUUUUUAACGCAGCAUUUUGCUGGAAGGACUGGAAGUCUCAUCUUGUAAACAUAGGGUAGGGUCAGGUGAGGUCGUUUUGAAAAUAUCGAGGGGGUAGGGUUUGUAUUUUUUUUUUUAAAAAGUGGAUCAUCUUCAGAGAAAGAAGUGAGAUCAUCCGGUGUCAGAGAGAAGCGCUGUUUGUCUUCCCCAUUCCUCACAGAUUUGACGCAUCACAGAAACCGUGCUUUAAAUUUUCAUUACCUGGAAGUGUGCAGUUUUUUGUGUUCUCGUUCUCCAGAAAUCUGACUGGCUGUUCCUUGAGGUUAACUCAUCCCGUGCUGGUGGCGUUAACAUUAGUUUCAAUGUCUGAGUGCAUGAACAAAAAAAAAAAGAAAAUCAGAAAGUGUCUGGUAUCUUCUGAUGUUUAGACCUUGUUUCACCUUCUACGUAGUGUUUAGCCUUUUUUUUAUUUCCCGUUAAAAUGUUAAUCUGAAUUACACUUCACAUGGUCAGAGCAUGUUUUGUUUUCUUAAAAGUGUGACUGACUGUUAUGGCGUUUUUUUUCUUCUGGAUAUGUCAAGGGCAAGUGAGUUUCAAAUCUGCUGACAUGAAGGUUUCUACUGCUUCAAAUGCUAUUUGUAUUUCCUGUGCACAAAGUGAAUAAACUAGUCUGGAAUAUCUAA
This is a messenger RNA of Sebastes umbrosus (honeycomb rockfish), 2106 nucleotides long. Its product is annotated as heterogeneous nuclear ribonucleoprotein H-like. The record is from RefSeq and is a predicted model, not a curated record. Gene Ontology annotation, molecular function: RNA binding. Gene Ontology annotation, cellular component: ribonucleoprotein complex; nucleoplasm. Gene Ontology annotation, biological process: regulation of RNA splicing. Lineage: Eukaryota; Metazoa; Chordata; Actinopteri; Perciformes; Sebastidae. The transcript has 11 exons. Bases 153 to 1322 code for a protein of 389 amino acids.